AUGGCGCUGAAAAAGCUCCAACAUGCUUCCCAUGAAUGCUUGUUGACUUCGUCGGAUAUCGUCGAAAAUGGCAUAUGCAACAUUUGCUCCAAAGAUGAACCUGUCGAAUUCUCUUGUAUCACUUGUAACUUCGAUCUAUGCAAAGCUUGCUCCAAGUUGCCACACAAGGUGUCACAUGAAUUCCACUCGGAGCAUCCUCUGGAGUUUUGUCUCCGAAAACAUGAUCAGAGACCUGAACACAUCCUCUGUUCUUGUUGUGGGUGCUUGUCUUCAGAAUCUUUCUACAAGUGCAAAGAGUGUGAGAUCUACCUUGAUCUAAGUUGUGCGAUCCUACCAAACAUUUUCAGGAGCUGGGAUGAUAACAAAAAGCUCCAUUACAGCCAUGCUCACUUGCUUCAGAGGUGUAGACCGGGACCAGACGCUAGAGGUUCUUGUCUGUUGUGUGAGCUUCCACUCUCUCCCUCUGCGAUAUGUUAUGGUUGCGUUCAUUGUUACUCGUUUAUUCACGAGCGUUGCCUUGAUUUUUCCAUGGAGAUUCAACAUCCUGUGCAUCCGGCACACCCUCUCAGGCGCCUCGAUUACACCCAAAAUUGUGGUCCUGUAUUAUGUUGUAAAGGGUGUGGAAACACAAUUGCUACUGUCCCGAUUGGUUGUCCAGAAUGCAGAUUUUAUCUUCACCUGAGGUGUGCGGAUUCCUCGUUGCGAGGCCUGAUGAUGCACAACAACUUUCAUAAGCACAAGUUGUUUUACCAAGCUACUGGUGCUAAAAUCGUUUUCCAGUAUCGUAGAUGUGAUAUCUGCAAGAAAUAUGGUGUCAUCUCUCUCGAAACUUAUUAUCACUGCUUGGAAUGUAAUUGUAAGAUCCAUUUCGAGUGUCUUGAGAUUCCUCGGUGUGUGUUAGAGUGUUAA
Molecule: messenger RNA, 909 nt
Organism: Arabis nemorensis
Lineage: Eukaryota; Viridiplantae; Streptophyta; Magnoliopsida; Brassicales; Brassicaceae
Source: the annotation of a GenBank genome assembly